Molecule: messenger RNA, 1401 nt
Organism: Grus americana (Whooping crane)
Lineage: Eukaryota; Metazoa; Chordata; Aves; Gruiformes; Gruidae
Product: olfactory receptor 10A7-like
Exons: 6
Coding region: 1-1401 (466 amino acids)
Biological process (GO): G protein-coupled receptor signaling pathway
Cellular component (GO): membrane
Molecular function (GO): G protein-coupled receptor activity; olfactory receptor activity
Source: RefSeq, a predicted model, not a curated record
AUGGAAGCGGUUGAAGCACCGGGGCUCAGAAACCAGACCUACUUCACCUUGAAGGGGUUCUCCCACCUCGCCGCUCUUCAGGUCUUCCUCUUCGAGGGAAUUCUUCUGAUGUUCCUAAUCACGAUGACAGGGAACUUUCUCAUCAUCAUCGUUGCAACCACUGACCCUGCCUUGCGCACCCCCAUGUACUAUUUUCUCAAAAACCUGGCUUUGAUUGAAAUUUGCUUUACGCUAAACAUAGUGCCCAAGAUGCUUAUGGAUUUGUUGUUGGAGAGAAAGGUCAUCUCCUUUUCUGCCUGUGCCCUACAACUUUACUUUGUCAUAUUCUUCAUCACUUCUGAGUGUUUCCUCUUGGGUGCCAUGGCAUAUGACCGAUACGUGGCUAUAUGCCACCCCUUGCACUACGCCAUAACAAUGAACAGGAGAGUGUGUCUCCAUAUGGUCAUAGCAUGCUGGAUUGCUGGUAUUCCACUUUCUGUAGGACUCACUGGUUGGCUAUUUAGCUACCCCUUUUGUGGCUCAAAGGAGAUCGAACAUUUCUUUUGCGACAUCGCUCCUGUUCUAGAUCUGGUCUGUUCAGACACAUACUUAUUCGAGCUUCUUGUGUUCGUUUCUACUGUUAUAAUUGUUUUGAUCCCAUUUACCUUGAUAGCAGCUUCUUACAUCCAGAUAAUCCAUACCAUCCUCCAAAUGCCAUCUGCCGAAGGAAGACGCAAAGCUUUUUUCACCUGUGUUGCUCACCUGGUGGUGGUGACACUGUUCUACUGCACAACUGGCUUGAUACAUUUAAAGCCAAAGUCCGGUCUCUUGGCAAACAGCAGAAAAUUGGUGGCUCUUUCUUACACAGUCGUAACUCCUAUGCUGAACCCAAUCAUCUACAGCUUACGCAACAAAGAAGUAAAGCACGCUCUGAGGAAGACAAUUACUCAAGAACAGCUCAGAACCAUAUCGCAGAGGUACAACUCCAGACCCGUUCAUGGAGUGUGGGAACACGGGUUCGUCUCCAUGAACAAAGAGGAGCUCCAUGGAGCUGGUAUGAAGACACUGAUGCAGUCUGAGGUGGAUACGAGGAUACUUGCCUGUUUUCCCAAAAUCUUAUGCGUCACCAGUUGUGUCCGACAGGUUUUCAUUCGUAUUCAAGGACAAACCCCACAGCGCGCUGCAGCCAACGGCGCCUGUUUAAACAGCGAAGAAUUGUCGAAAAACGGCUUUGCACAGAAAGUCAGCGUCCGUCACACCCCUCAGUCCAAGAGGAGAUCGUUGACCAUCGUGAAGGGUGUCACCUCCUGGCCCACAGAUGGCCCUGGGUCAGAGGCUCACGGGCACUGUGGUGAGUUCCUGGGGUUCCUCCACCUCUCAUCGUUCCUCCGCUCCUCUUCGUUCAUGGAGACGAACCUUUAA